CUCGUUCACUUUCCCACCACACCGUGACUAUCCACACCGCUUGCAGGUACAAGUGAUUGGACUCGAUUCUGGAACGCUUCCAAACUACAUAACGCACCAACGCCAUACAGAGCGAUCGAUUGCAGCACCUCUCGAACCCGAUGCAGCAGCGGCGGUAGCAGUGGUCAUGGAGCAUGGCACACCGCGCCUUCGAAGCGCAUUUCCACAGACACCACGACGAGGAGAUGGCGACCGAAACCCGCAGCAAAGAGCGAAUCCUUUCCGAACAUCAGCACCCUCGAGCCAGCAGAAACCGCUACCGCAAAUAGCCACUCUCAAAUCGUCGCCUGCGCCGCCAGCAGAGCCUCUCAUUCCCGAAACUAUCAUCGAUGCUCCUUCACAAAGACUCUAUGCGGUCGCUUUCUGGAUUGCGCUAUGGGGAUGGCGAUUAUUCGACUUCAGUAAUUUGGUGGACGCUGAAGAGCAGAGCUUGUGGUUGUUUAUGAAGUGGGUCGCCAUAGAUGGCGUGUUCCUGUUUGGUCUACCCGGAUUGCGGAUACCAUGGCUAGAAUGGAGCUCUGCGACCAUGACGUUGAUUUUCCUGGCGCACGCCGUGGCGGAUGGAAUGCUCAUGUUCAGGAUCCCAAUUCCGAUCAUGGCAGGACUUGCGGUGCUGUGGAGAGGAGUGUGGGGAGCGUAUGAGACGGCCAUCAACGAGCACGGCGUCAACCCAGACACUGUCUUGUUCAACGAUAGCUUGAUCUUGGGCCGGCAGAUCAUUCACAUCUUGCCAGAGGGCAGCGCGAUACUGAAUCCUGAAAGACAUGCUUUCUGCAUCGAUGGACAGGCGAAGAACGAAGUCAGACUCCCCAUCAUGAUCAACGCGACAGAACCGAUUGGGAUAGAUAUCAUGCAUGUGGACCUGGACACGCAGGCGAAUAGCACCAUUCGUAUCAGCAAGAGCCAGAUCAAGGCAAUGCACAAGGAGGCAAGCAGAUUGAUCACAUACAGCGAUAAUCCGAAUGAGCCCAAGACACUAUACUUUACCGUCAAGAAACCAGGACUGUACGCCUUGGCCAAAGUGGUCGAUGCGUCCAAUCUGGAAGUGAGCAGAAAGAAGCUAGCGCAUACGGUUGUUGUGCCUUGCCCCAGGGCUGAGUUUCUGCCUGCACAGGCGGACCGAUGCAGGGGCGAGCUGUCAAACAUCGAGCUGGAAGCCGUGGGAACACCGCCAAUGAAGAUAAAGUACCGCAAAGUGGUGAAUAAGACGCCUCAAACAUCGACAUUUGAGAACAUCCAGCCUGAAGAUCUGGUCUCGCCGUUGCUCAAGCAGAAUAUUGAUGCACUCGUGGUACCAAACAAGGUCGAUACCUCCUGGGCGAAGUCGCACACUAUGCGCGUACCACUGAGCGAAGGUCUCGUCACGUCUGGCACUUGGGUCUACGCGAUUGACGAGGUUGUGGAUGGUUUCGGAAAUCGCGUACAAUACUCAGCGAACAGCCAUAAACCUGAGGACAAGAAGAACGCGAAGACGACGCAUCAUCUCCAUCAGUACAUUGAGGUUCAUGAACGCCCUGUGAUCAAUCUCAAAGGAUGUACACCGCAGCAACCACUGAAGGUGCCAAAAGGCAAACCGCGCGCGCUCCCGGUUCAAUAUGCUUCGACAGGGCGCGGAGCGAUACCGGACACUCCCUACAAUAUCGAAUACAUUUUCAGCCCGCAAGCUGACAUGAGUUCUACCAGUGGCCAUGGCCCUGCGCCACAGAUCAGGAAAGAGACAGUCAAGAAUGCGAGAGAGGUUCCAUACAUAUCGGAGCCGGGCUUAUACACACUAACUGGUGUGUCUACCGACUUCUGCUCUGGCGAUGUCCUCGAGCCCGCGUCGUGCUUGUUGGAAAAUCCUCCCGAGCCACGACUUCAAAUCAGUUUCGACUCGAUCCAUGACAAGUGCGCUGGUAGCUCGAUUGGCCUCCGCGUCGAUCUUGAUCUAGUCGGAACGCCGCCGUUUGAAGUCGAAUACACCGUGUCUCGCAAGGGUCAGAGUCAUCACGAAACGGGCCGUGAGAGGAUCAAUGGCCUGCGCGGACAGAUAGAGCUCACCCCAUCGGAGGCUGGAUCCUACGAGUACAGGUUCACCAAGAUCAGUGAUGACGUCUACAAGAGACAGGAACUCUCAGGCGAGCACUUGACGCUGCGGCAAGAUGUGAAGCCAUCUGCGUCGGCACGGCUCGUACAGCAAGGCAAGCAGAUCACAUGCAUCGAUCACGCUGCCACGUUCGAGGCACAGCUGACUGGCGAACAUCCUUUCAAACUUGACUACGAACUGAUACACAAUGGCAAGCGUCACAAAAUGAGCCAGGAAAAUAUCAGUUCCAAUUUCCUCCAGCUCGAGACACCAAUCCUGAAGGAAGGUGGCGACUACACCAUGGCACUCGUCAGCAUUACAGACAAAAAUGGAUGUACAGAGUUCUUGAAAGAUGAGGCCAAGGUCACAGUGCGACACCAAAAGCCAAAGGUCAGCUUUGGGCAGAUCGAGGGCCGCCGCACUGUCGACACCCUAGAAGGCAAGCAGGUCGCGCUGCCAUUGCGACUCUCCGGCGAAGGUCCUUGGACUGUGCGGUAUCUGGACACCCAAGGGCACGAGCAGAUCAUCAGGCCUAGGGGACCGAAUGAUCGACUUGAUGUUGACCGGGAAGGCAUUUACGAGCUCAUCAGUGUCCAUGACAAUGUGUGUCCGGGACUAGUCGACACCGGCGCGAAGGAUUUUCAGAUCAACUGGAUUCCGCGACCACAAUACCGAAUCUCGCCUAGCGACAUCGCAAGUCAGAAGGGUAAUGUUCUUGUGCGCGCUGAGGUGUGCGAGGGUGAUGAGGAUGCAGUGGAAGUGCUGUUCAAAGGUUCACCUCCGUAUGAGCUUACAUAUGUGCAAACCGUCAAACCGGACUCAGGGACUGUGGCACCGCGCACGAAGGACCUCCGCGCUGCGGUCAACGUCGCAAGUCUUCGCAUGGAGACGGCCGUUGCUGGCGCAUACGAGUACAAAUUCUCCAAGCUGAAGGAUGGUAAUUACGAUCACUCGUCAAAGCACUUCACUCCUCUGAGUAUCACGCAGAAGGUCAACGCUCGGCCGUCUGCAGCAUUUGUCACCCCGGGAAAGACGUACAGCUUCUGCUCCGUAGAGUCAGACGGCGAGGAAGUCAUACCUGUCAGCCUGCAUGGAGUACCGCCAUUCGAACUGGAGGUGGAGAUCAAGCAUCACGGCACAACCAAACCUGAGAUGGUGCAUUACACCAACAUCGAGAGCAAGAGCCACAGCAUCCGCAUUCCACACUCCCGUCUGCAUCUUGGCAAGAGCGCUGUUUCGCUUCGACGAGUUUCGGAUGCUCGGGGCUGUUCACGUUUCCUUGACAAUACAACUCCUCGCGUCCAGAUCAGCGUUCACGAUGCUCCAACGAUCGUCAGCUUGGAGGAACGAACAGACUACUGCGUAGGAGACCGUCUCAAUUUCGGUCUCUCAGGUGUCGCACCGUUCCAAGUUUUCUACACGUUCGAAGGUCAUGCGCGCAAAGCUUCCGUCAGCUCUGGCAACACGUUCAAGCGUCUGGCCGAAAAGCCAGGAACGUUCCAGAUCACCGGGCUUCAAGACAGCGCCUCUUCCUGCAAAGCAAGCACAGAUAUCACCAAGCGCAUCCACGGCAUGCCCUCAGUUCGAGUCAGCAAAGGCAAGGACAGCUAUGUGGAUAUUCACGAAGGUGGUCAAGCCGAGCUGACGUUUGACUUUGGCGGCACGCCGCCUUUCGAGUUUACUUAUACUCGAUCUUCAAAUACCGACAAGCACGGCAAGAAGAAGGGCCAAGUACUUGAUAUGCGCAGCGAAGUGUCCGAUGAGCAUUCGAUGCGUAUUUGGGCGAGCGAAGAGGGCACGUACGAAGUGGUCAGCAUCAAAGAUGCACAUUGUGCGUACACUAAAGCGGGAAUCAAUGUAGAGCAGGCGAAGGGUGCGAAGAAGAGGUUGGGAUACUAUUAGCCUUGAAGCGAUGCUGAAAUUUGGAUUUGUGUAAGAUUGGGGUCACUUUGAAACGGAACUGGUAUGCAUGGCGAGGCGUCUGGCGCUUUCUGGCAGCAUGCAGAUAUGACGAUACUGAGAGCGCAAAGAAUUUUGCAGAUUUCCAUUUGUAGUCGAGACUCCG
Messenger RNA from Cercospora beticola, 4169 nucleotides. RefSeq names its product Pom152p (gene POM152). Lineage: Eukaryota; Fungi; Ascomycota; Dothideomycetes; Mycosphaerellales; Mycosphaerellaceae. The record is from RefSeq and is a predicted model, not a curated record. Gene Ontology annotation, cellular component: nuclear pore transmembrane ring. Gene Ontology annotation, molecular function: structural constituent of nuclear pore. Gene Ontology annotation, biological process: protein import into nucleus; nuclear pore organization.